Messenger RNA from Eucalyptus grandis, 2078 nucleotides. Its product is annotated as L-type lectin-domain containing receptor kinase IX.1. The record is from RefSeq and is a predicted model, not a curated record. Gene Ontology annotation, biological process: protein phosphorylation. NCBI's taxonomy places the organism in Eukaryota, Viridiplantae, Streptophyta, Magnoliopsida, Myrtales, Myrtaceae. The transcript has a single exon. Gene Ontology annotation, cellular component: plasma membrane. Gene Ontology annotation, molecular function: carbohydrate binding; ATP binding; protein kinase activity.
AUGUCUUGUUCUCUUCCUUUGUGCACUCUCUUGAUUCUUUUCUCCCUCGUCUACUCUCCUGUUAUCCUCUUUGUCAGUUCUCUUUCCUUCAAUAAAAGUAGCUUUGGCACAAAUGGAGGCGACAUACUACUCGAAGGAGCUGCGACAAUUGUGUCUGAAUCUGUUGUUCUCACCGAAGGCUCCCCAGCGCCAUCAUUAGAAGUAGGCCACAUGCGGUAUGCCGAACCCCUAGGUUUAUGAGAUUCUGCUACGGGGAAACAUGCAGACUUCUCUACUCGUUUCUCUUUCACCAUUGAUACUAUGAACUACACUCAACGUGGUGAUGGCAUUGGCUUUUUUCUUGCUCCUGUUGACUUCUCAAUCCCACCCAACUCCGCCGGUGGAUACCUAGGACUCUUCAAUUCUACCACAUAUCAUGGUGGGUCUCAGUACCAAAUUGUGGUCAUUGAGUUCGAUACUUCCUAUAUCGAGACCAUACCAAAUGAUAUUUCAACGGAGCACAUAGCAAUUGACAUAAAAUCAGUCCCGCCAUGUCAACAUGCAAUAUGGGAUUUUGCAGCACACAGCAGCAAGGCAACUAAUGUUAUGGUGACCUAUGAUUCUACUAGCAAGAAUCUUAGUGUAUUCUGGUCAUCUGAUGACAAGCCGGUUUCUCCAUAUAACAAAGAUUCCUCGAUUUCUUGCCCAGUUGAUCUUGCUGACAUUCUUCCUGAAUCAGUAAUUAUUGGAUUCUCAGCUUCUACUGGCCAAUAUUCAGAGAAACACAGCAUCAAUUCAUGGGAAUUCAACUCAAGCCCGGACAUUGUGCCUCACCGGUCCGCCGAUCUGUCAAAAAACGGGGUAGAGGUGGAUAUGUCGAAAAAGGGGGUAAGUAAGAUGUAUAGGAUUGUAACAUUCAUCACUUUUCCCGUAGCAUGUCUGUUGCUGGUCAUUUCAGCAGGUUCUUGCUUAUUUAUGAUCAAGAUGAGGAAAAAAUUUGAGUUUCGGUCUCUGACUCACACUGACAAAGAGAUAGUAGCAUUGCCACUGAAAUUCUCUUAUCGAGAGUUGCUUGUUACGACAAAUGACUUUGCAAAUGAUCGAAGACUGGGCCAAGGAGGAUCCAGCCAAGUUUACAGAGGAUUUUUGAACCGUUUAGAUCGCCAAGUCGCCGUCAAAAGAAUCUUUGCAGAGUCCAGACAUUCAAAGAAGCUUUUCACCAACGAAGUGAAGAUACUAAGCCGCAUGAUACACCGAAAUCUGGUGCAAUUCAUUGGAUGGUGCCAAGAAGAAGGUGAGUUUUUGCUUGUCUAUGAAUAUAUGCCUAAUGGUAGCCUUGAUAAUCAUCUCUUUGGAACACGAAAAAGUUUGCCAUGGGAUGUGAGGUACAAGAUAGCUUUAGGGCUAGCAUUAGCCCUCAACUAUCUUCAUGAAGAUCUAGAGCAAUGCGUUCUCCACAGAGAUGUAAAAGCUGCUAAUAUAUUACUCGACAUGAACUUCAACACAAAGCUCGGAGACUUUGGUGUGGCUAAGCUCGUUGACCCUCAGUUCAGGACACGAACGACGGACGUGGUAGGGACAUAUGGUUACCUGGCGCCAGAAUAUUUGAGUGAAGGUAAGGUUACUAAAGAAUCCGACAUGUUCAGCUUCGGGGUUGUGGCUCUAGAAAUCGCAUGCGGUAGGAGGACCUAUCAGGAAGGAGAAUUUCACAUUCCACUGCACAAGUGGGUUUGGCAGCUUUACCUUGCUGGAAACAUUCUUGAAGCAGCGGACGAAACAUUUGGUUCGAGUUUCGAUAGGAAGGAAAUGGAAUGCUUGAUGAUGGUGGGACUAUGGUGUGUGCAUCCAGAUCCCAAGAUGAGGCCAAAAGCGGGACACGUUAUAAGAUUUCUUCAGCUAGAAGUCCCGGUGCCUGAGUUUCCACGUGACACCUAUGAGGCCUCCCCUUCAUAUCAGCCAUCGGCACUAAGAAUAGAGUCUUCCUCUUCUAUGCAAGAAAUGAGUUCCUUUUCAGCUAGAUAGAUCAUGGCUCCUAAAGCCAUCCGGCAGCACAUGUUGACUUUUGGGAAAAUGAAACAAAUGUUGUGACGGAUUAGUUA